AUGGUCAGUGCAUUUCAAGAUGAAUUGGGUGGUUUAGAUCCGACCUUUUUGAAAGAAAAUAGUGAAUUAGUUGAAAAUUGUAAUCAAUUAGAAUGGGAUGAUAUUAAUUCUUUAAAUGAUGUUGUUUCAAGUGUUGAAAAAGUUGUAUUGAGAUACAAGAAUCCUAAUCAGCAAAUUAAGAAUUGUUUAGAUUCGAUACUGAAGAAAAUAUUAUUUAGGUAUCCUUUAUUGUUUGGAUAUUGGAAAAAACUGACUGCAAUUAGAUACCAACUCUUUGGGUUAGAGAAAUCUAUAGAGACACUUAGUGAAGCGCUAGAGUUAUUUCCUGCUUCUUUAGAAUUGUGGUGUGACUAUUUAAAUGUUUUAUGUGCAAAUAGGCCUAACGAAGUUGAAUUUAUAAGGGAAAAAUUUAUGAUCGCUAAGAACUUGAUUGGAUAUCAAUUCCUUUCAGAUUCGUUUUGGGAUAAAUACAUUGAAUUUGAGUCUAAAAAUUCAGAUCCCAAUUCUUUGGUAGAUAUUUAUAAAGAAUUGAUUACGAUACCAUUGCAUCAAUAUGCUAGAUAUAGUACAGCUUUCAAGAAAUUGCUAUCUCAAAAUAUGAAAAAUGACUUUAAUAUAACAGAAAAUGAUAUUGAUAAAACAAUAAAAUCAACACAAUUACAAGUCAACUCUAUAUGGCCAUUCGAAUCAAGAAUUAAACAAUCUUUUUUCAAUCUAACACCAGUGAAACAGGAAGAACUUGAAAAUUGGAAUAAUUAUUUGGAAUUUUUAAUCAGUAGUAAAUCUACGAAUAUAAAUAUCUCCAAAAAAUUUAUUGACUCAACUUUUGAAAGAUGUUUUAUUCCAUGCCAAUUUUACGAGCAUUUUUGGUCAAAAUAUACUGGUUACUUAAUAUCAAGUAAUGAAAAUUAUUUAAAAGUAAUUGAAACCUAUGAAAAGGGAACAAAAAUUCUUCCCAAAGACUGUAAACAAUUACGUUUAGAUUUUAUUGACUAUUUGAAGAAAAAUUUUAAACUUAAUAAGGACUAUAUUUUUGAAGUCUUUGGAAGAACCAUUGCCUUCUUGAAUUCUAUUUGGCCAAAUGAAACAAAUUUAAUUAUGGAGUACUUAGUGAUGUUGAAAAGAUAUAAAUAUAGCGCUGAAUUGGACCAGACCGAUAAAGAAAUAUUAGAAAAACAGACUGCAUUUUCAAAUUAUUUAAACAACAGCAUAGAGAAUUAUCUGAAUAAGAACAAUAAAUUUGAAAGUUCAUUACUUCAAUCUAUUAUUAAUGAUAAUAACAUCUCGGUAUUAGUAGUGGAGCUAAUUAAAAUCAAUUGGCUAGUGCUGAAAAAUACAAUGCAAACCAUAAAGUAUUUCAACCAGUUCAGUAAAAAUCCAAUUUUUCAAAAUUCAGUAUCAUUCUGGUUAAUAUACUAUAAAUUUGAAAAAAAUUGUAAGAACUUUACUAAAUUAAACAAAUUCAUAGAUCAGCUAGGAACUCAAAUAAUAUUGCCUACUCAGAUCAUGAAUGAUAUUCUAGAUGAUUACAAAUCUUUUUAUCUUUUAAAAUCCAACAUAUCUGCAUACCAAGCAACAACAACGAAAAGACUUCACUCGAACGAAUUAUUAAAUGACCCAAUCUUAUUCAAUAGUAUAAAAUGUAACAAUCCAAAUCCGAAUAAUUUUUCGCUGACACUUAAUGUAAGCGACUGGCAUAAAACAGUUAACUACAAAUCUAACGGUCACCCAGGCAUAAUAGUUGAAAAACCACAAAUUACAAAUCCCAUUAUGGAGCAAACCUUAAAGUCAUUUAACAACACUGCUCCACCACUACCAAGUUUUAGGAAUAUAGAGAAGAUUAAUCAUCCAAUAAAAUAUGAUGACGCUUUUUCAACUAUUUACCUACAAGAAUCUACUAAUUAA
Vanderwaltozyma polyspora DSM 70294 is the source of this 1905-nucleotide messenger RNA. RefSeq names its product Prp39p (gene PRP39). Gene Ontology annotation, cellular component: U1 snRNP; commitment complex; U2-type prespliceosome. NCBI's taxonomy places the organism in Eukaryota, Fungi, Ascomycota, Saccharomycetes, Saccharomycetales, Saccharomycetaceae. The transcript has a single exon. Gene Ontology annotation, biological process: RNA processing; mRNA 5'-splice site recognition. Gene Ontology annotation, molecular function: protein binding. The record is from RefSeq and is a predicted model, not a curated record. Bases 1 to 1905 code for a protein of 634 amino acids.